Messenger RNA from Scedosporium apiospermum, 3423 nucleotides. RefSeq lists its product as uncharacterized. Bases 1 to 3423 code for a protein of 1140 amino acids. Gene Ontology annotation, molecular function: protein serine/threonine kinase activity; tau-protein kinase activity; ATP binding. The record is from RefSeq and is a predicted model, not a curated record. Gene Ontology annotation, cellular component: cytoplasm. The transcript has 3 exons. Lineage: Eukaryota; Fungi; Ascomycota; Sordariomycetes; Microascales; Microascaceae. Gene Ontology annotation, biological process: intracellular signal transduction; microtubule cytoskeleton organization; protein phosphorylation.
AUGUCCACAGCUCUGCAAACGCCUCAUCAACCGGCGAGCCUUGCGUCUCCACCAUUGAUCCCAGCCUCGACCGCGAGUCAUCAUUACAUGCCCACCCAUUCUCGGGAGGUCUACAAUGCAAAUCAGCAAACCGUAUCCUCUGCUUCACCUUCAUCUUCGAAACGACCUUCUCGUGCCCGUAGUGGCAACAAUCCCGGAGCUGGCGCGGCAAACGUGACAGUUUCCCCCAAUCACUCCCAAUCGGCGCUUGACUCCCCGAUGAUGGCGUCGCGUGCUGCUGUCGCCAAUGCGGCAGUUGCAGACUACCAGUCCCAAGGUGGCUCCGACCGAAAACGAAACGCGGCUCCUGUUGCCCCCCCGCGAACCUCUUCAUCUAACCCUCCCGGCGCCUCCGAAAGCCAAAAACGGGCCACGGCGCCGAAUGACCGUGCAACCGCAUCCCCUAGGAACGGUCGUCACGGUGAAUCCUCUCGCGCUGCCAACGGCAACGGUGGCGCCGAUCCCGCCGAAGAAUCGAGGGGAUCGUCAAGCCGCCGGAGACAUCAACAGAUGGCCGAGGAACCUCCUGAGCGCGUAAGCAGUAAUCGCGACGGCCGUACCGGCGCCAUAGUCACGAUCCCUUCAAAACCAGCUGCAUCCCAAGAACAGCCCGAUGCAACGGAAACCUACGACGAAGCGGCUCCUCCCCCCGUUGUCGCGAUGGGUGACUAUGCCGAUCAGUCACGUCGUGGAGGGCGGAGUCGACACGAUGGGCGCUCAAACAAGCGUGAUAAGAACACAAAAUUUGGCGACUAUAUUCUGGGAAAUGUUAUCGGCGAGGGAGAGUUUGGCAAAGUGCGACUCGGUUGGAAGCAGGAUGACAGAGUUCAGGUCGCCAUCAAAAUUAUCAAAAAAGAAAGCCUCGGCAACAACCCUUCGAGAUUAGCAAAGAUUCACCGAGAGGUCAAUAUCCUUCGGGGACUGACCCAUCCCAACAUCGUCCACCUCCAUGAUAUGAUCGGCGACGACACACGAAUAGGUAUCGUGCUCGAGUACGCUUCCGGAGGCGAACUGUUUGAUUACAUUUUGAACCAUCGGUAUCUCAAGGACAACGCUGCGCGGAGGUUAUUUGCCCAGCUCAUCUCGGGCGUGGGCUACCUUCACAAGAAGGGCAUCGUGCACCGGGACCUGAAGCUGGAGAACCUCUUGCUCGACCGCCAUCGAAAUAUCAUCAUCACCGAUUUUGGCUUUGCAAACAUCUUCGACCCCAAAGACGAACUCACCGAAGAGGAAGAGUUGAACCUGAGUGACCGGGAGUUUGUGAAGAGGCUGGGCCUGGAUAAGAUUAAGGGCAACGGGACUCGCCGGGGUGAUUUGAUGCAGACGAGCUGUGGUAGUCCCUGCUACGCUGCCCCUGAGCUCGUGGUCAGUGAUUCCUUGUAUACCGGCAGGAAAGUUGACGUGUGGAGCUGCGGUGUCAUCUUGUAUGCCAUGCUUGCGGGAUAUCUUCCUUUUGACGACGAUCCGGCCAACCCAGAGGGAGAUAACAUCAACCUCUUGUACAAAUACAUCGUCAACACACCUCUUACCUUCCCCGAAUACGUGUCCCCACACGCCCGUGAUCUUCUCAAGCGAAUACUUGUUGCCAACCCCCGAAGACGGGCGGACCUCUUCGAGGUGGCGCGUCAUAGCUGGUUGAGCGAGUACGCCCACGUCGUCAGGAUCAUCACGAGCAGCACGACAACCCCCGACGACAUCAAAAAUACGACAGUACCAGCCGAGGAGGAAGCCGACGCCCCGGGAAUCGCAAGGAGCGCUUCCCUGCGCGAAGCGGCAAAACCCAAGACAUCUGCUGCUGCUUCCACUGUUGGUGGCUUGACUCCCAAGCACGGUCAUAUCGAUACAGACGACGCGGCAGCGGCGGCAGCCAAGGCUCAGAAGGAUGCCAAGCGUCGUACGGUGCAAGUCGAGUAUGUUGCGCCCACAACCCAGACUCAGCGCGGCGAAUACAUUGUUUCGAGCAAGACUCGUGCGCAGCCGACCGCAGAUGCGGCCCAAGCCAAUGCUUCCUCGUCCAAGGACAAGCCACUCCCACGCGAUCCGCCCGUAUCCCGAGACGCGUACUCCAAGCCUACAUCCUCGAGGGGAGGACCCCCAAGCUCACACCGACAGCAGGCCGGCGUGGCCCCAACGCGACCUCCCCGCGAUCCCCGAUCGGACGACAUCUACACGGCAAAUGCUGCCGUGGAUCAUGGUCAUGGUUCAGCACGUCCACAGACGCAAGGUUCUAUCCAGUCGGCAGCCUCGCUUGGGUUUACAGCGGGUGGACGAAAUACGUAUGGGCAACCGGCGCCUCCCGCGGUUGCUGGAACAAAUGUUCAUGGACGCAUCCAGCAGCCAGCUUCGGCCGGUGGCGAUGACGUAGAGGGUGUCGGCCGACCGAGCGUUCCAUCGAAAUUUGCUAGGGUGUCUGGAUUCACCGAGGGCGCACCGCCCCAGACAAGUGAGGUCAAGGGACACAAGAGAUCUAGUACCAUCGGGGAGAUCAGCUCGAAGUUGCUCGGACGUAGCGGUUCGCUCUUCGGCAAGAGCCGCAAGCGAACGGACACUGCUACGGCGCUUGGUGCCCCAGCGACAUCCUCUGGGCCAGAGAAGAAUAACAGGAAAUACCCUCCUAUCAGCAUGGCCAAUUCGAUGGCUGUAGGCGGCGAAGAGGUGCGGCAGUCGAUGGAUUCGAGGCAGUCGCGAAGGUCAUUCUCGCUUGGCCUUGGCAAGAAGCGCAGCGGCAGCAUCAACGGCUCGCAUCAUUCACAGGAGAAGCAAUCGCGGAGGUUUUCGCUUAUUCCAUCUCUUACCCGAGCUAUCGGACUCGGGUCCGAUCGCAAUUCGCAGCAAUCUCUCCCGAUUCACCAUGGCCCGGAUCGCCAAGGCCAGGCGGAGACCGGAGGAGCACAGCCCAACACGCCCAUCUAUAACGAGAUGCUAGCGAAGCGUCAACCGGAGUCUGCGGCGACCGAGGCGGCUUACCGAAACCAAUCGCAAGGCCAAGUCUCGGCCUCCUCGCAUGCUCAAGCCCCGGUUCAGAACCCACGCUAUAUCCCAGAGCAGUACGACCGACGACCUAAUGCCAUCCCUCCCUACAUCCAGCAGCACUCGUCAGUCCUCAACACGGGAUCCGAAUCAUCCAUUGAUAUCCACCGUAACCAAAAUAACGCCCAGGGUGUCGGGUCCCCUUACCAGGGCGGCUUCUCGGAGUCAGAAGGCUUCGACGGACGACGAUUUGGCGCCGGAGCCAAGGGCGGCAAGGUACUUCAGAAGAACAAGCGAUUUGCCGAUGCGUACGAUGACUAUCCCGGCGGCCACAAGGGCUCUAGCGGAGCCGCACGCAGGGUAAUGGACAUUUUCCGAAGGCGUGGAAAGGCCAGGUCUGGCGAUGAUCGAUGA